GACGUGGCGUGGGCGGGGCUUGAGCGGCCGCCCGGGCGACGGCGCGACCGAGCAUCCUGGAAGCUCCGGGCCACGAGGAGGUAGCUGGCGGGUCCGAGGAGGCCAUACUAAACACAGGUGUACAGGAACCAUUUACCAUGGAAGCACAGGAGCUUGGGAGCCCCACACCCACCUACCAUCUUCUCCCCAAAGCCAACCAGCACACUGUAAAAGAAGAUGCCAGCUCACCAUCUCAAGGGUCUCCAGAAACGAUGCAGCUGAAGAAGGAGAUCUCCUUGCUGAACGGGGUCAGCCUGGUGGUGGGCAACAUGAUUGGCUCAGGGAUCUUUGUCUCACCGAAGGGUGUCCUCAAGUACACUGCUUCCUAUGGGUUGUCACUUAUAGUGUGGGCCAUUGGUGGGCUCUUCUCUGUCGUGGGUGCCCUUUGCUAUGCAGAACUGGGGACCACCAUCACCAAAUCAGGGGCUAGCUAUGCUUAUAUUCUAGAGGCCUUCGGGGGCUUCAUUGCCUUUAUCCGUCUGUGGGUCUCACUUCUAAUUGUUGAGCCCACCAGUCAGGCCAUCAUCGCCAUCACCUUCGCCAACUAUAUCAUCAAGCCCUCCUUCCCCACCUGUGAUCCUCCAUAUGUGGCCUGCCGUCUCCUCGCUGCUGCCUGCAUAUGUCUGCUGACAUUUGUGAACUGUGCCUACGUCAAGUGGGGCACACGAGUACAAGACACUUUCACGUAUGCCAAGGUCCUGGCACUCAUUGCCAUCAUUAUCAUGGGCCUUGUUAAACUGUGCCAGGGACACACUGAGCACUUUCAGGACGCCUUUAAAGGUUCCUCGUGGAAUGUGGGAGACCUCUCUCUUGCCCUGUACUCUGCCCUCUUCUCUUACUCAGGUUGGGACACCCUUAAUUUUGUAACAGAAGAAAUCAAAAACCCAGAAAGGAAUUUGCCCUUGGCCAUUGGGAUUUCUAUGCCAAUUGUGACACUCAUCUACAUCCUGACCAACGUGGCUUAUUACACAGUGCUGAACAUUCAGGAUGUCCAUAAGAGUGACGCUGUGGCUGUGACAUUUGCUGACCAGACGUUUGGCAUGUUCAGUUGGACCAUCCCCAUUGCCGUUGCUCUGUCCUGCUUUGGGGGCUUAAAUGCAUCCAUCUUUGCUUCAUCAAGGUUGUUUUUCGUGGGCUCUCGUGAGGGCCACCUCCCGAACCUUCUGUCCAUGAUCCACAUUGAGCGCUUUACACCCGUGCCUGCAUUACUGUUCAAUUGCACCAUGACACUUAUCUACCUCGUUGUGAAGGACGUUUUCCUGCUCAUCAACUACUUCAGCUUCAGCUACUGGUUCUUCGUGGGCUUGUCUGUUGUUGGACAGCUCUACCUUCGCUGGAAAGAACCUGACUGGCCUCGACCUCUCAAGCUGAGCCUCUUUUUUCCCAUCGUGUUCUGCGUCUGCUCCUUGUUUCUGGUGGCCGUACCCCUCUUCAGUGACACCAUCAAUUCCCUCAUUGGCAUUGGGAUUGCCCUCUCUGGGGUCCCUGUCUACUUUUUGGGUGUAUACCUGCCAGAGUCCCGGAGACCACUCUUUAUUAGGAAUGUGCUAGCUACUGUCACCAGAGUCACCCAGAAGCUUUGCUUUUGCGUCUUGACUGAGCUAGAUGUAGCUGAAGAGAAAAAUGUUGAGAGGAAAACUGAAUAGAAGCAGAGAUGACAUUCCCUGAAGCCCAAAAGGCUGUGGCCGCAGCCACCAAAGACCAGUUCCCUAAACCUUCUGAAUUAAAGGAGCCUCUUGGCCCACAUUCUGUGAGGGGGCUCAGGGCCAAUGCUCUCUCAUUGGUAAGCUAUGGGAAGAUACCAAUCAGGCCAGCCUGAAGAUGGGGACUUCAGUGGGAGGGGAGGUUGGGCGGGGCAUUGAUUUAGUUUUACUUCUGAUGAGUAGACGCAGCCCUGAAGGAAUAUUAGACUGACAGCUCUGGCUCUUGAUUCACAGCUCUUUGUAGUUUAAACCAGGAGUCUACAGUGGGGCCCUUCAUGGGAAGUUUUCCUCUGACCCUCUGACCAAGUCCAGCUACUUGAUUUUUAGAGGUCUGAAAUACUACCAUUUCUUCCUGUGGCUCAAAAUUCUUCCUUGAGGAGAGCGUUGUGUUCCCCUUUUUGUUUGUUGGGUGGCAUGAACAGCAAGGCGCUGUGUAACUGACAUGGGAUCAAUGUGUGCCUCCUUCCUGAAUUCCACAAGAGGAACAACAGUCCCUCCCUCCCUCCCUCCCUCCCUCCCCGGAACCUCACGGUCAAGCAAACAGUUAGCUUGAUGGGAAGACGACUGUUGAGGAUCUAGGCAUGAGAGCCCUCUAACUCGUGGAUCCGAAUGUUGGUGUGUCUUUGGGAUCUCACUGUGUAUAGAGUCCCCUCUCCUUGAGGAGGGGCUGCCUGUCUGACCUUGCUUAGGUCAGUAUGGUCAGGAUUCUCAGGCAAGGAGGUGAGCUUCUGGCUUUUCAAGGAAUUGGACUGGGCCACUUGAUUGUGCCCUUCCCAGCUGAAUCCAUGGUGCUGUGGAGCCCUUGAAACAAGGGCUGAGAGAAAAACCUCACUACUCCAGCUGAGUGGAGCGUCUCUACUACCUGGACAAGCCACAACUGUCACCAAAUUUCAACUCCUGUAUGUCAUUAUUUAUUGAUAAUUAAUCCAGGACACCAGUUGUAACAAACCAUUAGUGAUCAUUUCUCUAUAGGAUGCAAUAAGUGAAUUAUGUUUGUAUCUUAGCUGGCCUGGUUGCACACAUCUGUAAUCUGAACUUGGUAUGCUGAGGCAUAAGGAGUUUGAAUUUGAGGCUAAUUUAGGCUACAUAAUUUCCAGGUAGCAGCCACUCUGGAAAGAUCAGACAAGAUCUUGUCUCACCAUAUACCUGUUAUACUUUAAUAUACAGAUAAGUCACAUGUUAUUAUCAUCUGGCUCAGAUCCAGCAAGGACAGAUGAGCAACUUCAUGAGUCAUAAUACUGCUAUUUUGAAGGACAAUCCUUUGUUUUAUUAAGACUGUAGAUCUUUGUUCUACUUGACAUAAAAUAAAUCUUUGGAUUUUUGGUAUGAACUGCAAGAGGCCUGGAAUGUUCUACAUAAGGUGUUACGCAAAAUUCAGGUAGAUAACCUGAUUUAUCAGUUGUCACUGGACUCCUGGAUUCAAGUCAAAUAGUUUGUUAUCUUUAAGAGCCUGUGCAAGAUUGGCUAUGUAUGGACUCACAAAGCUCACUUUGCUGGAAGUGGUCACUAAUUUCCUGAAAGCACCAAGCUUUGUUUACAUGCUGAACCAUCUUGGGUCAUGGGACAGUACCUGCUUGCCUUCUCUUGUCCAAGGGCUGGGCAGGUGAGAUUGAAGUGUCAGGAAAUGCUUGGUACUUGUGCAUUGGUUUUCUCUCUAUGAAGAUCGAUGAAGACUGUGGGAGAAAACAGCUUCCACCUCAGCCUCGCUCCUGGUAAAUGGUAGAAACAGCUAAUUCUGGUGAUCAGACUAGGCUGCCAGUUAAAGCCAAAACAAUAGGCUUGGAUCUCUGUGAGCAGUGUGUCUACACAAGAUUGUAGAACUCUCUUGAUGCCCUUAGACAUUGCCACCUUGGACACAGAAGAACCUGCUAUGCUGUCUUGGCAUCCUUCAAGGACAUUUCAAGUUUUAGAAUUUGUGAACAAUACAGAUAGUAACUAUGUGGCAGUCUCCCAAUACCAAACUGGCUCUAGACUCACAGUAACCUUGGAUAUAUGCUUGCUCAAUAAAGACUUAGGGGACCCUGUCUAAUCACAGUUGCCAUUGGUUCUGGACAUGCACCUGUGAGAGGGUGACAUUCCUACUGUCAUGGGUUGGGAAUCCUGUCUGAUAAGGAGUUUUGUGUAAAGACUGACUUGCCUAAACCAUACAAGCAUGAUUCAUAUCUGAGCUAAGCUGUUGUCCAUUCCAAGGCUCUGCUAGAGCAAAGCUUUUAAGCAAGUUAUGACCCUGGUUUAAGUGGUCUUUGGCCCUUAACCAGCUUAUCUCAGGAAUUUGCUGCCCUCCAGUGGUUUCUAAAAGCAGGGACCUCACACUGAAGGUGCUCUAGUACUUCCUUAGUGAGCCAUGUUCUCAUCGUCACUUGACUGAUAGCAUUUUUUUUCUUUCUAAGCUCAACACAGCUUCCCCCAGGAACCCUUUCUGUGGGAAAGAAGCCAGACUUCUACAGCAUUCAAGCUUGAUAGUGGAAUUCUUCCCACCAGGUCUUUUGUCUCUUUGAAUCACCUCUCAGUGUGCUAAUCCCAUUUACAGUGGUGCAUUGUUCUCCUCUUAUAGUAGGUACAGCCUGUGAAGUUGUUGGCUCUUUAAUGUUAACGUUAGCAUAACAGUGAGCACACUGCAGUGGCAAAUAGAAUUUUACUCCUGCUUAUAUGCCUACAGAUCAAGAUGACUAGUGUUAGAUACCACAUUGCUGCCUAUUGCUCAAAACACUGAAUUGUUGAGUAACUGAGAUAGUUGUUGGUUUGAUUAGUUCCAAUAACCACUUGGAUAUACAAAUGAGAUCACUUCGACAAGUUUAAUAACUCCUACAUAGGUAAGUGAAAGGAUGUGUAGAAAUGUAUGAACUUAUAAGUACUUGGAAGAAGGCAUCUGUGUUACUUUCCCAUGGAUCUUUCCCAGGAAGAGGGUAUUUGCUGAAUUGAAUGUUGCAUGUUACUUCCCUACACCUAGUGUCUGCUACAGUAACUAGUCACAUGUAACUAAAAUCUAGCCAGUUUGAUAAGUGUCCAUGCAUUACACUAGCACUUGGAAGAUUAAGGCAAGAUUGCAACUUACAUUUAACCCCCUCCCCCCAAAAUGCUGGUUGUGGUGGCUCAUGCCUUUAAUUCCAGCACUAGGGAGGCAGGGGUAGGUGGAUCCCUUCUGAGGCAGCCUCAUCUACACGGAGACUGUAUCACCCCCUCCCCAAACAAAAAUCGUUGAAGUUUCUCAGUUGCCCUAAUCAUAUUUCAAGUGCUCAAAAGCCACACAAGUGUACCGUGCAUACACAGAACAUGCUGUGGGAAGUUUUAUUGGACAAUACUACAUCUAGGGCUAAGGCAGCUGAGAUGCUGAGUUCUGGUGACAGUGUCCUAUUGAUGAUACAGUUGGCCUUCCAUGUAUUUACUAAUUUACAUGGCCCUGCAUUUACUAAUUUACAUUUUGGGGCAAUGUGCCUAUAUGGAAGAUUUACUCUUAUUCUCCAAAGAGUUGUGGUAUAAUAAUUUAGUGUUUACAUUCGAUUUUUAUAAUCUGAAGAGGCAUAGACUUUGUGGACAUACUGUGUCAUCUUAUGUAAGGGACUUGGUUGGACACAUGGUGGUUUUUGGCAGCCCUAGAACCAUAUAACAAGGGUGAUGUAUGUAAUGCCUUGGGUGAGUGCUAUAAACAGUUGACAUGGCCCAUCAUGUUUAAAGUUAAUUCUGAAACAUGUAAUUCACUAACCUUUUUCUAUGAGGAAAACACCUAAAACAAUCAGAUUUAAAAAA
Messenger RNA from Mus caroli (Ryukyu mouse), 5489 nucleotides. It is a transcript of the gene Slc7a6, whose product is annotated as solute carrier family 7 member 6. Gene Ontology annotation, molecular function: L-amino acid transmembrane transporter activity. The record is from RefSeq and is a predicted model, not a curated record. Gene Ontology annotation, biological process: amino acid transmembrane transport. Gene Ontology annotation, cellular component: membrane. NCBI's taxonomy places the organism in Eukaryota, Metazoa, Chordata, Mammalia, Rodentia, Muridae.